Messenger RNA from Trichechus manatus latirostris (Florida manatee), 5029 nucleotides. RefSeq names its product ubiquitin specific peptidase 22 (gene USP22). NCBI's taxonomy places the organism in Eukaryota, Metazoa, Chordata, Mammalia, Sirenia, Trichechidae. Bases 172 to 1770 code for a protein of 532 amino acids. The record is from RefSeq and is a predicted model, not a curated record. Gene Ontology annotation, biological process: protein deubiquitination. The transcript has 14 exons. Gene Ontology annotation, molecular function: zinc ion binding; cysteine-type deubiquitinase activity.
CCGGCGCCGCCCAGGCGCCGCAGACCUCAAGCGCGGCGGUCGCCUGCUUGCUUCGUACCCGCCGCCCGGCCUCACGCUGCCCUGGCGUCGUCCACGUCCUCGUCGUCGCCGCCCGCGCGCGGCCGGGCCCUGCCCCCUACGGCCCCCCGGACCGAGGCGGAGGGCGAGACCAUGGACGCCGAGCUGGCGGUGGCGCCGCCCGGCUGCUCGCACUUGAGCAGCUUCAAGGUGGACAACUGGAAGCAGAACCUGCGCGCCAUCUACCAGUGCUUCGUGUGGAGCGGCACCGCUGAGGCCCUCAAGCGCAAGGCUAAGUCGUGCGUCUGUCAUGUCUGCGGUGCCCACUUGAACAGACUCCACUCCUGCCUCUACUGUGUCUUCUUUGGCUGUUUCACAAAGAAACAUAUUCACGAACAUGCAAAGUCUAAACGACACAACCUGGCCAUAGACCUCACGUAUGGAGGUAUAUACUGCUUUUUGUGUCAGGACUACAUAUAUGACAAAGACAUGGAGAUAAUCGCCAAAGAGGAACAAAGGAAAGCAUGGAAAAUGCAAGGCGUCGGGGAGAAGUUUUCAACUUGGGAACCGACCAAACGGGAGCUUGAACUGCUGAAGCACAACCCGAAAAGGAGAAAGAUCACCUCUAACUGCACCAUAGGCCUGCGAGGGCUGAUCAACCUUGGGAACACGUGCUUCAUGAACUGCAUCGUGCAGGCGCUCACCCACACACCGCUCCUGCGAGACUUCUUCCUUUCCGACAGGCACAAGUGCGAGAUGCAGAGCCCUAGCUCGUGUCUGGUCUGCGAGAUGUCUUCGCUCUUCCAGGAGUUUUACUCUGGGCACCGGUCCCCCCACAUCCCGUACAAGCUGCUGCAUCUGGUGUGGACGCACGCCCGGCACCUGGCGGGGUACGAGCAGCAGGACGCCCACGAGUUCCUCAUUGCAGCGCUGGAUGUCCUUCACAGGCACUGCAAAGAAGUCAAGGAGAUCUUCUUAGGAAAUGGAAAAAAGAAGAAAAUUGAAAAUCCAGGCGAUGAUAAUGGGAAGAAGGCCAGCAACCCCAACCACUGUAACUGCAUCAUCGACCAGAUCUUUACGGGUGGGCUGCAGUCGGACGUCACCUGCCAGGUCUGCCAUGGGGUCUCUACAACCAUAGACCCGUUCUGGGACAUCAGCUUGGAUCUGCCUGGCUCUUCCACCCCAUUCUGGCCUCUGAGCCCAGGGAGUGAGGGCAGCAUGGUGAAUGGGGAAAACCACGCGUCAGGCACCACCACACUUACAGACUGCCUGCGGAGAUUUACCAGACCAGAGCACCUAGGAAGCAGUGCCAAAAUCAAAUGUAGUGGUUGUCAUAGCUACCAGGAAUCCACUAAGCAGCUCACCAUGAAGAAAUUGCCCAUUGUUGCCUGUUUUCAUCUUAAACGGUUUGAACACUCAGCCAAGCUGAGACGGAAAAUUACCACGUAUGUGUCCUUCCCCCUGGAGCUGGACAUGACCCCUUUCAUGGCCUCAAGCAAAGAGAGCAGGAUGAAUGGGCAGUACCAGCAGUUGACGGAUAGCCUGAACAAUGACAACAAAUACUCCUUGUUUGCGGUUGUUAACCAUCAGGGGACCUUGGAGAGUGGCCACUACACCAGCUUCAUCCGGCAGCACAAGGACCAGUGGUUCAAGUGUGACGAUGCUAUCAUCACCAAGGCCAGCAUCAAGGAUGUGCUGGACAGUGAGGGAUACUUGCUGUUCUAUCACAAGCAGUUCCUGGAAUACGAAUAGUCUUAGCAGCAGCUGGUCAGAAUGAAGGGAAUGAGUUGGCAAGCCUCACCGCAACCCCCUGCCCUCCUGCUGUGGAGACACCACCACCCACUCAGGAGCCACCACCCUGGUUGGGCUCCCUGGCCUGGGCCGGAGGAUGGGGAGCAGGGUUGCCCAGGAUUCAGGUGGUUUUCACGGACCAGCUCUGCAGUCAGGGACGAGCUCCAGGAAUUGCACAAAAGAGAAAAUUAAAUGCAGGGUGUGCACUUGGGUGGGGAAGGAGCAGAGUAGACCUGUCACUGGUCAUAUCCUGUGCUCCUCAAAAAAAUGUGGGGGCAAGUGGUGGGGGGUGCCCUCAUCAGCACAGAGCAUCUCCUGCUUGUGCUUCAUUUCUAAUUGACCAGUGGGUAACAAUGAAAAAAGCCUUAAAAAGGCCCAUUUAACAGUUUUUAUAGGCACAUUAAAGCCAUCAAAUAGAGGAGACAAGGAUAUUAUGCAAGGACAAAGGACUUUGCAAGUAUCUUUGUAUUUGUGAGUUCUAGUAUUAAAUACAUAUAGUCUGAUAUUCUUAGCUGGGUGUUUUCAGCAGAUACAAAGAACAACCCACAGGGUUGUGGAACUGAGGACCGAACUUGGGGUUCCAAGCAUGUCUUUUCUGCAGAUAACUUAGCAUCAAACUGCAUGUUGAAGCAUCAGCCCAGAUGUUCUCUCUUUGUUUUCUAGAAAUAGGCAUUUUCUUAUCUCCCUCCUCCUUUUUGAUGGUGAAUUUCAUAAUUGUAAUAGUAGUAAAGUGAAUGAAUUACCGAGUUUAUACUGAAAUUUAGAUUUUUCCCCUUAAUUCUAGAGAGUGACUCUUGCUUUUUCAAUGUUGCUGUUUUGUUGCUUCCUUCCCCUCCCCACUGCCCGCCUGGGACGCGUCUGUGCCACUGUUGGCGGGGGGGAUGGGGGAGAACCGGCCAUAGCUAGUGAGGGGCUCGGUAGUACGGGACCCUUUUAUGUGGUGGAACAUUUUCUGUGGUGCUUGCUGGUUCCCUGUGCGUCUUCAACCCCACCCCCCUCUGCUCGGUGGCUGUGUGUCGGAUUUGAAAUAGUGUGGCUUCACGUGGAGACUGCCUCAAACUGCUCUGCGUCCUGCUUUCCAUGUUGUGUCGUUAUGACUGUAGCGGAAAUGACUCGUAAUACGAGCUUGUCAGGAGAACAAAUGGAGGAAAUAGAAUAUUUGUUCCUUGUAAGAUAUCUUGCACGUGUCUGUCUAAACCUAAACUUAGAUUUCCAUUUUGGAGACAAUUUUUUCCAUUUAUAACCUAGGGGCUUGGGGGAGGGAACAUGGCUUUUGCCGGGUUUGUGGUAUAACUAUCUCUGUAGCUGCCUGUCUCGGACCUGUCCAUUCUUUAUUCUAGAGAAGAAUUAGAGUAAGCCAUUUCAAGAGUCAGUAAAACUUUUUCUGUAAAGAGCCUGAGUAAAUGCUUUAGGCUUUGAGGGCUAAAGGGCUUUGUCGCGAAAGCAGCCAGAGGCAGUACAGAGAUGAGUAGAUGCUUCUGUGUGCCAGUGAAACUUAUUUAUGGAUACUGAAAUUUGGAUUUCACAAAAUUUUCACAUCAUGACACGUUACUUUGAUUUUAAAAAAAAAUUUAAAAAUAUGAAGCUACUCUCAGCUCACAUACCCUACAAAAACAGGGUGGCAGCCAUAUUUCGCCCUGGACUGUGGUUGGUCAGCCCUGACAUAACUCAUUAGCUAGUUGCGGGAGGUGGUAGUAACAGUAGGAGUUGAGUAGCAACUGCUCCAGGUACUAGAAUACAUAUAAUGAGCAUUAUUUACUGCAGAAUCAUCACGUGUGGAAAAUCCUGAGUGGUAGUUUAAAACAGUUACCCAGUUCAUUCUCUGCUGUGUUCCAGCCUACAGAACACAGCCAAAGUGUGUUUUGAGAUGGCAGUCGUUGUCGGAGACGUCCCAAAAUGGCCCCAUGUGGCCAAGUUCCAUGCAGUUGUGUGGCUAAGCGAUCAAGCUUUCUUAUUUGGGGGCCAGGACAAGGCGUUGUCCUUUAAUAAGGAACACAUCUAAUGGAAAGGAGGGUUCAUGUAAGUUGGCCUACAGAAUGCUGGGCCAUGCUGUCUGCCUGGAAACGCCUGCCACCUCGCUUGCGUUACUGGGCUGUCCUGAGUGCGGUGUGACACAGCACAUGUGCUUGUCGUGGGCUGUUAUGCAGGCUGCCUGUGGUUAGACUGGUCCUGUCCACUCGAUGUGAUAGUCCUGAGCUGUGGCGGCUAACCCCUGACCCCCACAUCUAUCUCCAUCUCCUCUUUGUCGGCCUCCCCCAACCCCAUUCCCAUCCCCUCUCGUGUCUACCAAGGACCGAGGGAGCUGCAUUGGUUGUCCCUGGACUUAUUUUCCACUGUUUGCAUCUAGAGUAACUCCCCUUAUUUGCACUCAGCCAGACUUGGCUCAGGUGGAGCUGAUGGAGCCUCUGUCUCCAGAGUGGGCACAGAUUCCGGGCUUGCUUGGCCACACCUCUGCCUAUGCUGUCUGCAUGAGCGCCUGCAUUUGACACCCGGGCUUGGGUUUGCCUUUUGAGAAACAGAUGGGUUUGAGGAUUUCUUCUCUUGUAGCCCUAGCCAAGUUUAGGACAGCUGUUUUCCUAUUCCCUGAUAACCACCCUGCGUAGUGUUCACAUUGUCACAAAGUAGAUUUCAUCACUGAGGACCUCAUCGUGUGCCCUUCCUCACCCUGCCAGUGUAUUGAAACAGCAUGUACCUCUGAGCUGCCACCGUUAGCACAGUGCUCUGAAACCCGAUGCUGGGUCGCCUCACAGAUAUCCUAAGGGAUGUUUGGUUGACCAUCAGGGCAGCGUUCCAGAGCCCCGUGCUGGGUCUCCUCUCACAUUUCCUAAGACAAUGUUUUGAGCAUAGACCGUUUACUGGCCCAAGGGCAACUCAAGGGUUAAGUGGAUGGCCACCCUUGGAGCUGGGCUGGGUCUUCUUCCUCCUGUCAGGCGCUGGCACUCUCCGGGACUCCCUCUCCCAGCAGUGCAUAUACCUGAGUGCUGCCAUAGUCGUAUGCUUCGUUUGUAUAAAACUGCUGUUCUUCUGACAACCUAAGUGACUGUUUUAUUUACUAUAACUCUGAAAACAAAAAUUGUCAGACAAAUUUCAGUGAUUGUGCUGUGAUUGGAUGUUUACACCUGCUCUCACCUGUCUCUCUGAGGAGCUAUGUGACUUUCCCUCUCCUCCCCCAGUGGCUGUAGUGUUUCCUGUGUCAUAAUAAAGCUGCGUUUUAUCCUGA